Molecule: messenger RNA, 2156 nt
Organism: Cheilinus undulatus (humphead wrasse)
Lineage: Eukaryota; Metazoa; Chordata; Actinopteri; Labriformes; Labridae
Product: gastrula zinc finger protein XlCGF57.1-like
Exons: 2
Coding region: 102-1577 (491 amino acids)
Biological process (GO): regulation of transcription by RNA polymerase II
Molecular function (GO): DNA-binding transcription factor activity; RNA polymerase II cis-regulatory region sequence-specific DNA binding
Source: RefSeq, a predicted model, not a curated record
CAUCGUUCUCCUGAUCGGAUGAUCUAGGGUUCUCUAGCAGAAAAGAAAUCGUGUUCAAAAUUACCUUGCUGUUCCUUCUUUGACUCUUGGAUGUUUUUAAAAUGUCCGGGUAUCAGAAUUGUUCAGAUGUCCAGCAGUUGAUGGCAAUAAAGGAAGAGGUUCUCCCUGAGCCACAUCAGAGGAGCUCCAGUCCAAACAAAGAGGAGCCACCAGAACCAGCAGACAUUAAAGAGGAACAGGAGGAACUGUGGAUCAGUCAGGAGAGAGAGAUGCUUCAAGGAUCAGAGGAGGCAGAUUCUGUGUUCAAAUUCACUUCUGUCUCAGUGAAAAGUGAUGAAGAGGAUGGAGAGGAAGCACAGUCUUCAAGGCUUGAUGAAGACCAACGUAAAGAAAACAGAGACACGGAGCAUUUAAAAACAGAAUCUGAUAAAGAGGACAGUGGAGGAUCAGGACCAGAUGGAGAUUUUCACCCAGGCACUUAUUUAAAGCAAGUUACUCCUGACAAGACUUCAGACCUCUCUGGAUCAGAGACUGAUGACAGUGCUGAUUGGGAGGAGAGUGAUGAACCUCAAGAAGGUUUAGAGCCUCUGCAAAACAAAUGCACAGCUGUAAGUGACAUGAAAUGUAACACUGGAAUUACAUCAGUCAGCUCCCCUGAAUGUGUUUCCAGCAUUGGACAGCAGAAACACGUGCAGAAACACAAAGGAAUCCAUAGAGGAACAAAACCAUUUAGUUGUUCAGUAUGUAAGAGAGGUUUUCGAUUGAAACAAAUGUUGGUGAUACACAUGAGAGUCCACACAGGGGAGAAACCAUUUAGUUGCUCAGUUUGUCAUAAAAGAUUUUCUCAGCAAGGAAGUUUGAAGUACCACUCGAUUGUCCACACGGGGGAGAAAGCAUUUAGUUGUUCAGUUUGUGGUAAAAAGUUUUCUACCAAAGGAAGUCUGAAGCUGCAUAUAAAUGUCCACACAGGAGAGAAGCCAUUUAGUUGUUCAGUUUGUAGUAAAAGAUUUUCCUUAAAGGGACAUCUGAAGGAGCACUUGACUGUCCACACGGGGGAGAAACCAUUUAGUUGUUCAGUCUGUCAUAAAAGAUUUUCCCAUCAAGGAAGUUUAAAGUACCACUUGACAGCCCACACAGGGGAGAAACCGUUUAGUUGUUCAAUUUGUCGCAAAAGAUUUUACAAAAAGUCAUAUCUGAAAGAUCACUUGACUGUCCAUGCAGGAGAGAAGAAAUUUAGCUGCUCAGUUUGUCACAGUACAUUUUUUUAUGAAAGAAACCUGAAGAAACACUUAACUGUUCACACAGGCGAGAAACCGUUUAGUUGUUCAGUCUGUCAGAAAAGAUUUUCCCGUCAAGGAAGUUUGAAGGAGCACUUGACUGUCCACACAGGGGAGAAACCAUUUAGUUGCUCAAUUUGUUGUAAAAAAUUUGCAAGACGCGGAAAUGCAAGGAGACACUCUUUUAUUCACACAGAGGAGAAACCAUUUAGUUGCAGUGUUUGUGAUGAAAAAUUCACAAAGCAAUGGAAUUUCAAAAGGCACAAGUGUGCUGGUGAGAGCAGUGGAAAUCCCAAAUAAAAUGAUCUUCAUCUCGUCUGCCCAGCUAAUAUGAAGCUGAUGUUUCCAUCAAUUUCCUGACUAUUUAUUUAUUUAUAUUUCAAAACUUUGAGACAUGUUGCUUAUUUCUCUCCUCCCAGUUGAUGAAUGCAGGGCUUUUGUGAAAAUAUAACAAAAGUCUGAUCUAGACCUGCUUCUCUGUAGUGUCAAAUGGUUGCUGUACACAGUACCCCACACAAUUUGCCACAAACUGCUACUGACUAACUGAACAUUUUUUAGACUAGUAGCACUUUGCUAAUUAAACAUUCUGCUGCAUCCAGAAUGAUCAUAUAUGAAUAAUUAGGGGCAAGAAUAGCAAUCAGACACAGUUGUUACCUCAUAAAGUGUUUGAGGGGCUCAGGUAAAUGGAGACACAUUUAGUCCUUCUGCCCCAGCUGUAGACCAUACUGGUUUGGCUUGGUUCUGGAUUGUCCACAUCUGAUUUCUUUUUUUUUUCAUCAAGAACUGUGCUCUGUUUACAGGGAGUUUUUACAUUUUUCUGCACCUGGAUAUGCUUGGUCAAGCUACCUGACAGAUUUACCCAUGUUCUCCAUCAAUUAC